UUCAACGCGUCGCACGUGUUGACUCUCCGUAAUCGAAACACGCCCCGAAAAAUAUUUUAGAUAUUUCGGGGAUUUCGAAUCGAUCAACGCUAUAUAUAUAUAUAUAUAUAUGUAUGUUAAAAAAAAAAAAAAAAAAACGAUUUUCGCCCGAAUAAUCGUAAUAAAUUGUGAAACUUGUGUCGAAUUAACGAACGAACGAACGAAUAUAUAGAAAAAUAUUCAAAUAUUUCGAGCGGUAAAAAAGUAAUGACAUUGUCGCGCACCGCACCGCGGUUGAUCGAUGCUAUUCGAGUUUUAUCGUUGAUAACGGAUCGCGCGACAAUUAUUCGCAUUAUUACAUUUCCAUGUGUAAUAACGAUAGGAUAUCAAUAAUUUGUUUUAAAUAAAUAGGCAUAUAUAUUUGUUAUUGUUUUCCUGCGACGCACUCUCGCGCAUUUGCUUCAUCGUCGUUUAAAAUAAAUUACCGCAGUGAGAAACGCAGUGAAAUACCACAGACGCGUCGCGGUAAACUGCGCUUGUAUAAGAGAAAGCAAGCGUAGGAGCUACAUUAGCUCUAUCGGGGUUAACUCCUCUCGCGUUCGUGACUGCGAAUAGUGCUUUUCAAGUUUAACGGUGUAUACUUGUUUUAAUGCUGUCAUCGAAAAGAGAUAUCCAACGGAUCAAGAGACUUUUCUUACCGUUGAGCAGAGCGACGGAAGCAGGCAGGAUUAUCUUAUACCGGACAGAUGUAUGACAGAAGCAUUCGCAAGCUGUUCAUCGUCGGAAGCAGUGAGCCUCAUCUUAUAUAUGAGAGUCAUCGACUUUUGAGGUUCGAUGACCGAAAAUGCGAGGGAGUACGCGGAAAUCGAUGAUAAGAACCAAACAAAUUGCAAGGAUAAUGGCGACUGCGGCGAGAGGUAUACGCGGGGGCAGAUUUAGGAGGGAAGAAAAUCGAUGAGAAAAAAAGAACGAGGCUUGCAAGUAUAACGGGAAAUAUCCGAGAAGCUCGGAUGGGGCGAGAAUGAACUGAGCGCGCAGAAGAAAUUAUUAAUAGCCAAGUACCGCAACGUCAUCAUGAAAUUACAUUUGAUAUUGUUGAUAUUUAUAUUCCAAGGGCAGCUCUACAUAAGAGAGAGUUACGCUAAACAGGAGACGGAGAAGGGGAAGGAGCAGAGUUCGAAUAGGGUAGCGAUAGAAGAGGGGAGGAACGUUGCCCGAAGCGGCGGCGGCGGUGGCGGCGGCGGCGGCGGCAACGAUGACGGGAACGAGGAGGUUGCGUUGACCGGACCGGUCAAGGAGAUCACAACCCAAACCGGUGGAAAUGCCAAUUUGCCGUGCAAGUUUGCCGACGCCGGAGGUGCCACCGUCACGUGGCUGCGACGAAGAAACCGCCAGUUAUUGACUAUCGGGAAGGCGACUUAUUCGGUAGACAAUCGUUUCAUGAUUAAACAAUCAACUUCGGAUUUUACGCUUCUGAUAAGACGGGUCACCCUCGACGAUGCCGGGCUCUAUGAGUGUCAGCUGGCGAGUUAUCCAACGUCGCAGAGAAACUUUGUCCGGCUCGCUGUAACCGAGGCUUAUUCCAUGAUACCGGGCGGUCCUGAUCUUCACAUUAAGCAGGGAUCGAGUUUGCGUCUCGAGUGUCAACUUAUUGCGGCGACCGAAACGCCCUAUUAUGUUUUUUGGUAUCAGCAAGGUCGUAUGAUCAACUAUGACGAAGAGCCAGGCGUCCAAGUUAAAUUAACGGAGAGAGGAUCGAUUCUCAAAGUCGAUAAAACAAAACCGAGCCACGGUGGUAAUUACACAUGCGCGCCCAGCAAUGCAAAACCCUCAUCCGUCAUGAUUCACGUAAUCGAAGAGGAAGAAAAACCAGCGGCGAUGCACGGUGGUGACAGACGAAAUCCGAGUCCCGCUAUUUUAGCGAGUAACUUUCUUGCAUCUUUUCUCGCGGCUGUUAGUUGGAGGAUACCAAGCUUCUCGAGCCUCUACCCAACAUGAACAUUCCUCGAUCCGAUCGAGCACCCACGAUCGAAAGUCUUCCGUCGUGGUGAAUGAAUACCCGGUAAUGGACCGAAGGAAGAGUCAUUCGAUCGCGGAAACGGGAACGGAAGCGGAAGCGGAAAUACCAAUUGAUGCGACCAGCGAAACCGGUGCCGGCCAGCAAAACAAAUUUUUCUCCUUCGAAACAAUAAAAUACUAUACUUUUUAAAAUGACUAAAGUCCAGCAGUUGGACAGGCGGGUCUGAUGCUGGAUCUUAAGGACCUUUCAGCGAGUGCGCGUUCCAAUCAACUUCCCAAAACUAACAAUGACUCCUCCCAUCUAAAAAGACAUCUCAUUGGUAUAACCGCAAAUCGCAUUAAAAAAUCGAAAAGCUAUUCAAUGUUCCGUGCGUAUAAACGAAACAACGCGACUAUGGUUAAUUGCAAAAUUCCAAGUAUUAUAACGAGGCAACAUGCAGGAAUGGACAUUUUUCGAUAUUAGUAUAUAGAUACGCUUCGUGAUCGUUAAAAUCUAACGCCGCUCCGGAACAUUAUAUAAUAUAUUCUUAUUUAUCGUGUCUCGUGUCAUAUUAUUGUUACUUGUCGCUGUGCAAUGUCUAAUUUUUGUGUGGUGUGAAAAAUUAUCUUCAUAAUUUACGUAUAACUGUUGUCCAACUUGGGGCUCCGUUGCCGUCAUCGUCCAUGCCUACUCAACAUUUUUAAUGAGCAGGCUUCCGUUCGUUUUUAUAUUCACGAACGUGCUUGCCUGCGUGUUUCAUCAUUUAAAGAUUCUUAUUGCGCAAAUCAAAUCAAUCGUCCCGCUCAUACCUUUCCUCGUACAUUUCUUCACUCGUGUUAAUUUACAAAUGAAAAAAUCAACAUUUUGGGGAAAAAAUUACCGGGCGGCGCUCGUUGCUUUUAAUUAUUUUUUAUAUCACUCUCAAAAAAGUCGUGACGUUUGUUCGAAUUGUGUUCAAUAUAUAUAUAUAUAGGUAAGUAUGGUAUACCUACUCGAGUGUGUAUUAAUCAGAGGGCACGAAUGUGAAAGAGAGCGCAAGAACGGCGAAAGAAUUUUACGUUUCGAUCCCUAUAUGCUUAUCUCUUUGGCUGAAUUCUCAAACGACUAUCCGCAGCUCUCGUCUACCGUAUAAUUAACCUCGAACUCGAACGAAGGGAAUAAACCCUCUCCAAAGGAAGCUGUAAUCCCAACCUGCAUCGAUAAAAUUGCCAGACGCUCGUACUGUUACAUAUUUUCUCUCUUUUUUUAGCUCUCCGCGCUCUCUCCGCUGCUCAUGGAGAUCAAUCGGAAAUCCAAAUCAUAACCAUGCGCAUCAUUCCAUCCCUACUUUAUUUGCAACAACUUUAUUUACUGUAAAAUACGUCUCUUUUGCCACUGUCAUCUCCGCGCGAUCCUCAAAAUUACAAAAUCAUGAUUCAACUAUCUUCACCCAGCAUCAAAACGAUUAUGAUGAAAAAGGAUCGAAGGGAAAAAAAUUAUUAGAUAUAUCGAGAAUAAUUUUUUAACAAAGAAAAUUAAUUUUUUAAUAAAUCGAUCCGAUGCUCGAUGAUGACGGUGAUGAUGAUAGGAAAAAAAUAUUAUUAAUUAUUCGCAGUUGAAAAAUUUUCGACAACGAUUCCCCGCAUAUUUCCUUCAAAGAAUCAAUUUCUUUCAACCUUCUACCGUAGGGAAACAGAAUCCCGAGCGAAUUAAAUGAAAGAAUGUAAAUAUACUUGUAUAACGGGAAAAAUAUUUUCGAGAAGGAAAAAACCAAGGAUCCAGUGUAAAAUGUGAGACUCUGGAUCGAAAAACAAAUCGAAAAACAAUCGAGAAUAGUUUAUAAGUAAGAGAGAAGGAGCGGGUGGAAAAUCCAUGAGAAAGCGGAACCUGUACAUAAAUAAAAUAAAAAUAAAUAAUUAUGUUGAAGCAUCGUUCUAAUAAAUCCAUAAUCGGUACGACCA
Messenger RNA from Venturia canescens, 3918 nucleotides. Its product is annotated as neural cell adhesion molecule 2-like. The record is from RefSeq and is a predicted model, not a curated record. The coding region runs from base 1054 to 1977 and encodes 307 amino acids. Gene Ontology annotation, biological process: synapse organization. Gene Ontology annotation, cellular component: neuron projection membrane. NCBI's taxonomy places the organism in Eukaryota, Metazoa, Arthropoda, Insecta, Hymenoptera, Ichneumonidae. The transcript is spliced from 7 exons.